CAUACAACUGAAGUUAUAAUGGUUGCACAUGGUCCAAGAAUAUUAAUUUCCAAUUUCUUCUUACAAACUCCUAUGAGAGCAUAGUGUCAAGGGAGCUAGAUCACUGUGUAGGAGUUUGAUCUUUCCCAGGAAAACAGCAGAUCAGAGGGUGGAUCCAGAUACUUAUGGUUAGAGGGGGAGCGCACUACUUUUAGGCGAGAAUUGUGAGUGGUGGCUUCCUAUCCCAUGGGAAUAGAAGAAGCUAAAUGGAAGAGUCCAUUAUUGGUAUUGGUGAAAUUGGAGCUAUUGAUUUGUGCCAUACUCGGUGGGGGAAGCGAGCAGUUGCAGUUAGCAAUAGAGACGGCAGCCAUGAUGGAUAAAAAUAUUCUCUGGAGAGUGUGGCCAUAAUCCCCAUGGAUAUAAUUCCAGACAGUUGACGAUAGUGCUUUUUGACUAUGUAAGAUUUAUGAGGGUGGUUCGGAUAUUGUGAUAUAGUGGCUCAAGGUGACAGCUUCUUAUCAUCACUUGAUUUUAGUUCUAUUGUUGCACCGCUUAAAACCGUCAAGAUUUCGUUCGCAAACUUUCGCAGCACUUGGGACGGAGGGAUGAACUUUCUACGCAGGAGAUUCAGCUCAGGGGACCUAUCUGGGGAGCUGCGGAAUGAUGAUGAACUUAAUUUUUCGAGACUCAAUUUCUCUAAAAGGGGUCCAUCCCCGAGCGCACCAAAUUCUCCCACCAAAACACAAAGUACUGCUGGAUUUUUCUCAUCAUCUUCAUCUUCCAGUCAACCACACAAACCAGCUUACAAUAAAGACCGAUGCAAAACAUUACUUGUCAUUGAUGAUCAACACACUAAUUGGGCCAAAUACUUCCAGGGUAGAAAAAUAUUUGGAGACUGGGAUGUCAGAGUUGAGCAAGCAGAAUUUAGUGAGAUAAAUCUGGCAUCAUACUCCGAUACAGGUACUAUGGUAGAUAUACAAGUUACCAGGCAGGGAACCAAAGUUGUAAGAUCUUUUAAGCCUGAUUUUCUGCUGAUUCGCCAACAUGUACGAGAUGCCGGGGAGGACUGGAGAAAUAUACUCAUUGGUUUUCAGUAUGGUGGAAUUCCAAGUAUUAACAAUCUACAUGCUUGCUAUAAUUUUCUAGAUAAACCUUGGGUUUUUGCCCAGUUAGUCCAGAUACAGAACCGCUUAGGACACGAGAACUUUCCCCUGAUACAUCAAGCUUAUUAUCCAAACCAUCGUGAAAUGCUCAUCACACCAAAGUUUCCAGUAGUAGUCAAGAUUGGUCAUGCACACUGUGGUAACGGAAAGGUGAAAGUGGAGACCCACCAUCAGUUCCAAGAUAUAGCAAGUGUGGUGGCACUCUCAAAGUCCUACGCUGCUACGGAACAUUAUAUAGAAAGCAAAUAUGAUAUACACAUACAGAAAAUAGGAACGCAUUAUAAGGCUUUUCUACGUAAAUCAAUAUCCGGAAACUGGAAGGCAAAUACAGGGUCAGCAAUGCUGGAACAGGUUCAGAUGAAUGAUAGGUACAAGUUAUGGGUGGAUGAGUGCAGCAAAAUAUUUGGUGGUCUAGAUGUUCUUGUUGUAGAAGCUAUUCAAGGGAAAGACGGCAAGGAUUAUAUUAUUGGGGUGAAUGACUCUGCCAUGACAUUGCUCGGAGAGACACAGGAAGAAGAUCGUAAACUCAUUUCUGAACUAACUCUCUCAAAGAUGCAAGCAACUUUAAAACCAGUCCAGACUUCCACGAAGACAUCAACCAGUAGUUCUGUCAUUGGUUAUACCAUGAAUGGUAAUGGUUCUGGUAUGAGUCUCGGCAGUACAGGGAGCCAGCCUGCUGGUAGACCUCCUCCAGCAACAGCGCAACAACAGCGGCAGCAUCCAGAUCCCAGAGGUCAACAAGGUCAACCAGUACAACAACAACAACAGAUGAAUGGUCGCAAAGAUGUAGAUCUUAGGCAACAGCAAAUAAAUGGACCUCAAUCACAAGGCCUACCCCAUGCCCCACUACCCCAACAACAACAACAACAACAACAAGGUUUGCCCCAUGCCCCAACUCAGCAACAACAGCAGCAACAAAGGCCUCAACCCCAGAGAGAAGGACCUCGAGGUCCACCUCCACACAAUAUGGUGCACAGACCCCCACCCCCUCCCAUGCCAGGUGAGGGACCCCAACCACAGGUGCAGAGGCAGAUGUCAAAGGGCCAGUCGAAAGAUGGGGAAGAUGACACCAUGAAAAACCUGCGUAAAACAUUUGCUGGAAUAUUUGGCGAUAUGUAACGUCGGAAAUAGAUUUAGGAAACCAUAGAACUCUUUUUCAGUUAGAAAACAAAAACCUAUCAGGCCAUUUUAUGCUGUGUUAGGAUGAACUGAUAUAUCAAAACAAUGCAUAAUAAUUAAUAUAUAUAUAUAUAUACAUUGUAAGUUUUGUUAGAAUUGAUGUUUUGUAUACAAGUGCACCUGUUUAUAGAAUAGAAAAUAUGUUACUUGUGAAUUACUGCCAUUUUAUGACUAUAUAUAUAUAUAUAUAUAUAUAUAUACAUACAAUAUUGUCACAUAAUUUUACACAAAUUCUGUUUUGGUUUUGUUUUUAGAUAAAAUAUCUUGAUUGUUGAAAAUGAGAUCUGUGUCCAUGAUGAUUUAUAGUGUAAAGAUUUCAUCAUGAAAUAUAUUAAGGAUUUAUCUAGUUGUGUAUGUCUUAUUUAUUUUUGUAUGUUCUGUUAUUCAAAGUAAGGAAAGAAAUCCAGAAGUGGCAGUAGAAAUGUAGAGAAUAAAUUGAUUGAUGCAAAAAAUGCUGUAGUUGUAUUGAUGAUAUUAUUUUACAGGGUAAUAUAAAUAUUUCUCAUGUCCGAUGUAAGAAACAAAACCUCCAGACUGUCUGUAAUAACAAUGGAUUGCAUUAGAAGUAAAAAAAGAGUAAACUAUUAAAAGUGUUUAUAUGAAUAACACUUUAACAAUUCAAGUUUAAAAUACAGGAGUAUAUUGGGUGGUUAUUACAAGCAGAUAUAGAUAGGAAAGUAUCCAUUUAGGUCAGUUAAGUACCCAAAUUAUUACAUAAAUAUUGUUGACCAAUUACUGCUGUUUGCAUAAUGACCAUUUAAGCAAGUUUUAACAGUAAUAAGUGUAUAAAGUAAAUGGUAGGCAAAAUGCAGCAUCAUAUUAACCACAUUAAGGUAUUUCUUUAAAUGUUUGGACUUGCAUUCAGUCAUUUACAUAAUAGUAUCUUUCUAAUGGUGAACCUUUCUAAUUGUGCAUUUAGAAAUAUUGAACCUUUCUAAUUGUGAAUUUAUAAAUACUGAAGCUUUCUAAUUGUGCAUUUAGAAAUAUUGAACCUUUCUAAUAAUUAUUGUGCAUUUAGAAAUUUUGACCCUUUCUAAUUGUGAAUUUAGAAAUUUUGAACCUUUCUAAUUGUGAAUUUAGAAAAUUUAAUUUUGAACCUUUUCUGAUUGUGAAUUUAGAAAUACUGAACCUUUCUAAUUGUGCAUUUAGAAAUACUGAACCUUUCUAAUUGUUAAUUUAGAAAUACUUAACCUUUCUAAUUAUGCAUUUAGAAAAACUAAACUUUCCUAAUUGUGCAUACAGAAAUACCGAACCUUUCUAAUUGUGCAUUUAGAAUUACUGAACCUUUCUUACUGUGCUUUUAGAAAUAUUGAACCUUCCUAAAUGUGCAUUUAGAUAUAAAGAUUUCUAAUGGUGCAUUUAGAGAUACCAAACAUGAAAAAACUUCAUUCCUAUUAUUUUUUUCUGCAAAAGGAACAGCUUGUAACUUACAUAUUCUCACAUUAUGAGGUAGGUCAUCUGUAUCUAUUUUAGUAUCUGUAAAAUUUUAAUCAUAUAAAGAUGGAAUAGUUUGCCAAAUAUGUGUGCAGCUGUAUUUAUUACCGCAAAAUCAUCAUAUAUAACCAUCUCUUCAGUGUCCAAGGUGCAUGUGAAUGUUGUGUUGUCUGUAAAUAUUUAUUACCCCGUAGCAGUUUCUCAAAAAGUUUGAUUUUUUUAUACAGACUAUAUCUGACAAUGAAGAUAAAUCUUGUCAAGUGUUUGAAAAAAAAAGUUUAUAAAGUAAUAAUUGCGUUAAAACAGGCACACAUUAAGGGAAGGACUAGAUCCUUUACCUUAUUUACAAAACAUAUUUCGACUUAUAUUGAUCGUAAUAUUCAGCAGUGUAGAAGGUCAGAUACAAUAAUGUUAUGUGCAAGAGGUUUUCCUCACUCCCCUAUUAAAUCACUAUGUGUGAGUUAUGUUGUCAGUAAAUGAACCAUAGGGUUUUUUUUCCCAAAGAAGAAUUUCUUUAAUGUCUAUAAUUUAUUGCAUCAAAAAUUGUUAAAGAGCAAACAUUCCAUGACAACAAUUUUCUGGGAGAGUUACAAUAGUACUGCAUCCCAUUGUCCAUUUCUAAGCUUUAAGAUUGCAUUCCAUUGUUUAUUUUCAAAAUGUACAUUGUCUGCUUUUGUACAAAAAUUAGUUACUAGUUUUAUAGAUUUAUAUGAUUGUAAGUUAAUUAUGAUAACAUUUGUGAUUUGAUUAUUUAAACAUUCCUGUUCAUUUAAAAAAAAAAAAGAACAUAUACUAGUAAAAGGGUGGAUAAAACUAUGUGUAUUGUAUUAUAUUGAGGUUUCCUUACUGAAUACAAGUCUGAUAAGAAUGAAAUGAAAACAUUAACAUUCUACCAUGUGAAAAUAUUUUGCAGCAGUUAGGUCACAUAUGGUCCAAUGACUUGCUUUUAAAGAUGGUAUACUGGUAUUAUGGUGUAAGUCCUGAAACCAAAAACUGUUCAAAAAUACUUUCCCUAACAAGCAACACAUUUUAUAUAGCAUUCUGCCCACUUGCAUUUAAUAUUUUGAGUACUGGAAAACCACUUGAUGUGGACAUCAAAAUUAAGCAAAAGUCUGUAUCAUUUUCUGUCCAUCCCUGUAUGAUACUUUAGUGAAUGCAUAAAAUUGUCUCAGUAUACUGAACAGUGACAGAAAUGUGUAUCUGUUGUACAGUCCAACUUUGUUUCCUAGAACUCGGACAGCUCGCACACCUUCCUUAGCUCGAACUUGAUGGCUUGGCAAAAUUCCUCUAUAAUGUAUGUUGUUCUAUCUCGGAUGGCUUGAACAUCGAUGGCUUGAACUCUAGGACUGUAUCUCUGAACUGUACAGUUAUAGUAUUUUACAGAUAACAUGUUUUCGCUUAAACAACAAAAGGCGUGACUUGAAUCUCAAUUGUUGACAAUCAGUUUGUACACUUCAGCAUUGCAAAUUUUUAACCCUUUGUGAAAUUGGUAAUUAAAAGAAAGUUUCUUGGUCUAUAAUUAGGUGAUAGUCUCACCUGUCAGUUUGAUGUAUCUGUAAUUAUCUUAUUUACUAGUCUUCUUAAUUCAGUUAUUAACCUUUAGCCUGCUGGCGGCAAAUGAUUUUGCCUUUGCAACCAGUACAGCCUGCACAUCCGUUCGCUAUUCAGUCACUUAAUUUUCAGUGACGUCCCUUCGAAUAAUAAGUGGUACUGUCCAUAUUGAAUGAUGGACCAGUCCAUUCUAGAAAUUUAGUAGGGUAAAGGUUAAGAUCCACAUAAAAUUUGAAAUAGUAUGCAGUUUAAAAGACAUUUAACUGCUGUAAAGAAAUGCAAUUCCAUAUUCAUAUCAUGUUAACUUACGGCAUGCUUUGUGUGGUAUGUUUUGUGUACUCUUAAUACUACCUAUUUUUCAUCUAGCACAUGCUACUUUAAGAAUUUUUACGACUAAAACAUCUUAUGAAAAUAUUGUUUUACAGUUCUUUCAAAGUUAUGAACAAAAAUGAACUGUUCAACCAAACAGUUUUGAAAAAUGUUUGACAAACCAAUGCUACAUUUAAACCUGAUAAACGUAUUCUCGGGUAACUUAAUAAGUACAGUACUGGUGGGUUUUAGUAUGUUUGUUCUGACCUUAAAUAUCAGAAAGUCAGAAAUUUAAUAUUGAUAUACAUAAUACAGGUAUGGAAUAUGUGCUAAAGAUGCUACCUUGUAAGUCUUGCCUAAUAUAUGCCAUAAAUCUGUGGUCGGCUAGCUCAAACUACAUCUGGCUCAAACAAAUGUCCAUAGGCCCCACAAGUUGAAGUGAACAAAGUUGGACUGUUUAUAAUUCAUUUUGUUCAUUGUUUUACUUUUAGCUGUGAUAUUUGUUUUAAAUCAUUUAACUAUUUGUUGGUUUUGUAGGAAACAUUAUUUAUAACACCAAUUUUUAUAACAUAUUAACUUUAAAGUUACUGCUAGAAGUCUUUCUUCUUAAAUAUCAUUAUCUUGUAGUCAACUUUUCGAUUUCUAGAAAGUAGUUAGCAAUUAAAUGUUUGUAGCGUAAUAUUAAAGAAAAACAAUGUUUGGAGAUGAGGGCUUCAUUGAAUUGGUAAAUGUAGAAAUUGAACAACAUUGGCCAUAUACCAUAUAACAGGUAUUUUUUACUUGCUGCUAAUUUUUACUAUUUUACACGACCAAAUCAGAUUCGUAAAUAUUGGCCUUGUUAGAUUUGCCGCGUAAUGUCAAGCAAACUGGUAGACCUUGUGAUUUCGUAAAUUUUAAAAUCGUAUAUAAUAAAAUAUGUGUUUUUACCCCAAAUCCGUAAACUUUUACAGCAGUAAAAAUAACCCGUUAUACAGUACAUAUUUAAAUGCUACUUUCUGUAGAACAAUGCACUUAUUGGAAUGGAGGCAUAUUAUGUAUUUACACUUGAAGAGCACAGGUUCUUGUUACCCAAUACAUUGCCUAUAAACCUUCUGGUUGAAAGAAACAAACUUGCAAAGAUGGCAGAAAAUUACAUUUGAAUGAAAAACUAAAGAAAGAUUCUUUGCUUUUCAGUUUUUAUGAAAUCAUGGGUGUGAAAUUAAGCCAUUUCAUAAUUUUGGUGUUACACUAGUGUAGUAGCAUUUUGAUGUUAACAUCGUUUCAUGUAUAGAAGAUGUUGGUCGAAUUGACUCGGUCUGUAAAAAGUAGACAGGAACUUUGAUGUUUUAGAAGAAACAGCUAACAUGUGAUAAAGAUAAUAUAUUUGUUCCUCUUUGCGAUAAAUAUUUUAUUUAACUCAAUGAAUAAGAAAAAUAAAUGCUCGGGCAGAGCCCUGCAUAUCACCAUUUUAUUCAGCUAGUUUAAUAAAUUCUCUGUGAAUAGACACCCAUGUAAUAUCCUGUAAUCCUUAAAGAAAGAACAUGAUGAAAUUCUAUUCUAGUUUUGCUUUGCCAUUCAGGAACCAUUAUUACUUUGGUCAUUGACUUGCAAAAUCAAAUCCUAGAAAAAAAGAGCACUACUUCAAGUUUAAAAAAUUUAAGAGACAAACUGGUGUGAACACAAUGUAAAUAUAGUUUUUACAACAUUCAGGCAUGGACCAUUUAUGGGUGGAAAUAAAUAUACUGUUCAAUGUAUUGAUAUUUUGGCACUCAUUUACUGAUUUUAUAUAGAAACAUUUUUCAUCAUGUUUGUUGUAAAUUCCUUAUAUAUAAUGUAUUUUGUUUAAAAAUUUUAUAAGCUGUUUUGUAUAGUUAUUCGUUUUCAAAUUAUGUAAGCCUGCACAUUGCUUGUUUGAAUUAGAAGUGUAUAUUAAACUGUGUAGAUAAUCACAUACAUGUACUCAUUAUAUUUAAAAGAGCUGUUUUACCUGUGUGGAAAAUUUGUCCAUAUAAAUUGGAAAUAUUGAAAAAAUGGAAUUUUAACAGAUGGUUCCCAGUCCUGGAAUUUGUUAUAGUAGAUUGCAAGCUAAGCUUUGUCUAUGUCUAUUUUAAUGGGGGAAAAUGUUGCAGCACACUUUUUCACUAACUGAAUACAUAAAAUAACAGCUUGAAUGACAUACACAUUGAUAUUGCAUAAUGCUGCCAUUGUUACAAAAUAUAUACCUCAUAUUUGACAUUUUAUAGUUAAAAGAAAGUGGAGACCCUAACCUUGUAAACAGUAAUACAAAUGUCUGUUAACUAAUUUUUUCUCACUACUUGUAUAGUUUUACAGUACAGGGCUGUUUACACCAAGAAUAUGCACAAGUUUUCCACAGUGAACAUAGUAUAGAUACAUUCCAGUAAAUAUGUUAGGUAUGUAUAUAUGCCUUGUGACUGUUUAAAAGUAAAAGCUAGUCAGAUUCAUUA
Molecule: messenger RNA, 8059 nt
Organism: Mercenaria mercenaria
Lineage: Eukaryota; Metazoa; Mollusca; Bivalvia; Venerida; Veneridae
Product: synapsin-like
Exons: 15
Coding region: 585-2261 (558 amino acids)
Biological process (GO): neurotransmitter secretion
Cellular component (GO): synaptic vesicle membrane; synaptic vesicle
Molecular function (GO): ATP binding
Source: RefSeq, a predicted model, not a curated record